Toxorhynchites rutilus septentrionalis is the source of this 3031-nucleotide messenger RNA. RefSeq names its product CTD small phosphatase-like protein 2. The transcript is spliced from 6 exons. The record is from RefSeq and is a predicted model, not a curated record. Gene Ontology annotation, molecular function: phosphoprotein phosphatase activity. Lineage: Eukaryota; Metazoa; Arthropoda; Insecta; Diptera; Culicidae. The coding region runs from base 155 to 2236 and encodes 693 amino acids.
ACAAGCGUAGCCAUUUUAGAAAAUCAAAACAGAGUGAAAAUUUCGGUGUACAUGGGAGCGGUGCUGGAAAAGUGAUUUUUCUUACGUGAGUUGAUCGGGAAAAUUUAAGUGAAAUGUUCUAAUCGAAUGGAAUUUGUUCGUCCGAGAAGGAACCAUGUGGUUACGGAGCGAAACCAGAGACCGGAGGCUACGUUCCGGGGGUGCUCGUGUAACGGUAAAAAAUAAAAAGCAUGCAAAAUCACAGCAACAAAAGCCCAAGCGCAGCCCUGCCGAUGUGAUUAACACGCGGAGAAGCGCGCACGUUCAACUUCCCGCAACGGGGACUGGAUCGAGCAACACCGUCGCACGUAUUUCGCUUCGUUCCGGAAACAAAACUAGUCCCAGGCGGCUGAACAAAGUAGUCCGACGAAACAGUAAACUUCCGGCGCUUAGCUCCGAAGAUAAUGCGAUUCCAGAGGAUUGCAAAGAAAACUGUUGGCAGGACAACAAUGAUCUCACACUUUUCGAUUCCACAAUCAGUCUUAAGAACCAAUAUGAAGCAACCAAUCUGUUCUCCAAGAAGGCGGACGAGAUUGGAGCGCCUGACGAUUUUAUCAAUCAGUUUGGAGUAAUAGCGUACGAGUCGAGCAAAACGACGACAUCGACCAUAACGUCGUCGAAUGCCAUCAUCUAUUCUCAGUCGGUUGAACCAUUAAAAUCAAAAUGUAUAACCGAGUGCGAUAGCACCACUGAAAUUGAUUGUGAUAUAAGCUAUCCCUCAACGUCUGGAUUCUGCAACCGGCGCCUUAAAAACCCGCUCGAGUCUUCUAUGCCUCAGCAGGAUAUUGUCGUUCCGGAGGUGGACUCGACAACCGAUACUAUUCCAGACACUACCAAUGAAAUUGCGCCAAGUGCAACUCAAAUAAUUUCCGCAUUUUCAUCUUCGACAUCCUCGUCCUCCUCAUCGUCGUCAUCCUCAUCUUCGUCCACAUCUUCCUCGCUAUCGUCUACUUUCCAACCAACUGGUUAUAGCAGUUAUUCGUCUGUGUCCGGUACCGAGGAUCAAACUGCGUCCAGCAGUUACUCACCCAACCCCACUGCGUCGGAUUUGAUAUCUAUGUUCGACGAUGAGCAUUACAAAACCUCUGCCGAGCUUUGCCAGUAUACAGAUUUCCUUCCCUAUAACACCCUUUUGACGCAAGCCCUGCUAAGUUGCGGAGAUGUAUCGAGUCUGAAUCUGAACUGCACCCAAACGCUGUCUGAAAACAUCACAACCGGAGUGAACGAUGCUGGAUUCCUCUCGUCAAUCAAUCCCACCGCGAUUGAAAAUUUGAAGGCUUUGACCAACUUCCAAAGCGUGGCCACCGUCGAUGAAGCAGGCUCUAGUUCGGGUGGUGCGUUCUUAACUGAGAUUGGAAGCCGGUGUAAUGAAUCAUCCGGUGCGCAUGAUGGGGGCCAGCUGGGAGGUGGCGAAUCGUUGAUCCAUAAUAUCGAAUGCAACGAAACGAUUGCGAUGUGUGGUGACGAAAGUGAAAGUGGAAUACAGCUGGAAUCCGAUGAAUGCAUGGAAAUUGAGGAAUCCAACGAUGGUCAACACGAACAUGUCGCGUGGGAAACAUUCGAUCCGUACGUGUUUAUAAAACAUUUACCGCCACUGACGUGCGAGAUGCGUUCCAAAUGUCCUGCCCUACCAUUGAAAACCCGAUCAAGCCCAGAAUUCAGCCUGGUGUUGGAUCUCGACGAAACGCUGGUCCACUGCAGCUUGCAGGAACUGUCGGACGCUAGCUUCAAGUUCCCGGUGCUGUUCCAGGAGUGUAAAUAUACGGUGUUCGUGCGAACGCGACCAUUCUUCCGUGAGUUUCUCGAGAAGGUUUCGCAGCUCUUCGAAGUUAUUCUGUUUACUGCCUCGAAGCGAGUGUAUGCCGAUAAGCUGCUCAAUCUUCUCGAUCCUGAGCGACGGUUGAUAAAGUAUCGUUUAUUUCGUGAACAUUGUGUGCUAGUCAAUGGCAACUAUAUCAAAGAUUUGACCAUUCUCGGAAGAGAUCUAUCCAAAACGAUCAUCAUUGACAAUUCACCACAAGCAUUUGGGUAUCAGCUGGAAAAUGGGAUCCCCAUCGAAAGUUGGUUUAUGGAUCAAAGUGAUUCCGAGUUGAUGAAAAUUUUACCCUUCUUGGAACGGUUGGCAGAAAUGAGAGAAGAUGUGCGUCCUCACAUUCGAGAGAAAUAUCGUUUAUUUUCGUAUCUACCACCGGAUUAAGGGCGACGGACGUAAACUAUCAGUAUAUUCGCAUAGUUAAAAUGAAAUUGCAUCUCUUAGGCAAGUGUUUUUGUGUUGUUCUCAUUACACACACACAGAUAUGUGUAAAGAUAAAUUAAAAACGUAGCUCUUAAGUACGACACCUAGAUAAAAGAACGCAUAAACAUACACAUUUAGACAGGGGUACACCAAACAACAUGACUAAGUAAACAAAAAAAAACAUUGAAUAAGCAUCGUUGGAUGUUCUAAACAGUUACAAGUAAAUUAACAAGUAACCAUAGAGUGCAACCAUUAUUUGAUACGGCGAGAACUUUGUGCACGGUAGACUUUUUCCCCAGAUCAAAUCGUAAAAGUUACUGUUUUUCACUUAGUUAUUAAUGGGUUCAAAAUCCUUGCAAAUAUUGAGCAUUAACAAAAAAGUGAGUUGAAUUAUGCAUCAAGGCAAACGUUAGCGUAGAUUGCAAUACGAUACAGAUAAUCUAUAGAAUCUAUACACAUAUUUAACUAGAGUCAUAGUGAUUAGACUUGCUUAGGAAGGGCACGAAGUAAACAAGAAGCGACAUUUUGCAGUGAACUUUAAAACAAUUAAGUUGUGAGCAAAAAUGAUUGUUUACAUUGUCCUAUGCAUAACGAGCAUUAUUGUUAUAACUAAUUUGAUAUUAUUAUUUUUUAUUUAUUGAUGAAAUUCCUUUGUAUGAUUAUUGAUGUACGAUAACAUUAUUUUAAAAUGUAAAAUCUAUAUAUUGUUCUAUUGUGUACAGAAACAUUAUUAUUAAAGCUUAGAUCAAAAAUACA